Molecule: messenger RNA, 3312 nt
Organism: Spinacia oleracea (spinach)
Lineage: Eukaryota; Viridiplantae; Streptophyta; Magnoliopsida; Caryophyllales; Amaranthaceae
Product: protein ALTERED PHOSPHATE STARVATION RESPONSE 1
Exons: 4
Coding region: 320-2980 (886 amino acids)
Source: RefSeq, a predicted model, not a curated record
AAAAGUACACUUCCACUCACUGAAUAAAAUAAAAAUUAAAAAAAAGAAUAAAAAAUGGUUAUUACCAAAUCCCCCAAAAAUCACCGACGAUAAUGCUCUCAUCUCUGUGCAACAGCAGCAGCCUUGGUUCUGCUAUAUCCCGACGACACUCUCCCCGCUGUCAAAGAUUCUCUCCUUCCUCCUCUCUUACUUUCUCUCUCUUUUUCUCUAACCCUAAAAUCAUGAUUCUCUCUCCUCAGAUCUCUCCUUAAUUCUCCCCAAUUCCUUCCAUUUCUUCCCUCUCACUAUUUUAUUUCUUAUUAAAUUCAAAAUUAAUUAUAUGGGGUGUGCGAGUUCCAAACUCGACGACCUACCGGCGGUUAUACUCUGCCGGGAAAGAGUCGAGUUUCUUUCUCUGGCGCUCCAACAACGGUAUGCGUUUGCUGAAUCCCACGUGGCGUACAUCCACUCCCUUCAAUCCGUUGGUGAUUCUUUCCAUCGUUUUUUUGACUCUCCCGCCGGAAUUCAACCGCCGCCUCCGCUUCUCGACCUUCCUCCUCAACGCAAACUCGCUGAGCAAGAUUUGCCACCGCCGGCGGCUGUUGCUGCUGAUUCCGGUCAUUUGUCUCACUCUAAUUCUGGGUCUCACCUUCACUUUCACACGGAUUCCGACGAUGAUGAUGACGACGAGGAUGAUGAUUCCGCUUCUGGGUCACUCCACCACCACCAUAACCACGACUCUCCUCCCAGAACUGGUAUGAUGUAUGAGGAACGCUCAGAGGGUGGCGCUGGUGGAAGAGACGGAGGCUUUAUUCCGGGUGGCGGCGGAUUUAUCCAGGGUGGUGGUGGUGGCGGUUUUAGCCCGGGAAAUGGUGGGUUUAACCCGUAUAUGUAUUCAAAUGCUGGAAAUGGGUAUCCUAAUAUGCAGAUAAAUUACAUGAAGAAGCAUGUGACACCGUCUGUAUCAUAUGAACAGAGGCCUGUAAGUUACCAGACGGAGACAGUUCAAUUUGGUGAUCCAUCGUCUUCUUCUACUAAUUAUUAUGAUUAUUAUGGUGGUAAUAACAAUAAUAAUAAUAACAUGAAUACUAAUAUUAAAGAUAGUAAUGGGUAUAUGAAUUAUGGUGGUUUUUUCGGCGCGCCUGCCCCGCCACCGCAAAGAGACGGAGGGUAUGGGGGUUGGAAUGGUGGGCCGCCACCACCACCGCAAAGAGGCGGUGUAUAUGGGGGUUGGAAUGGUGGGCCGCCACCACCAAUGGGGCAAACUAAGCCGGCCCCGCCUCCACCCCCUCCUCCGGCGCCUUCGACUUCACCGUGGGAUUUUAUGAAUUUGUUUGAGAGUAUUGAUAGUCAUUAUCCGCCUUAUACCCCAAGUAGGGACUCUAGGGAGGUGAGAGAAGAAGAGGGGAUUCCUGAUCUGGAGGAUGAAGAUAACGAGCAUGAGGUUGUGAAGGAAGUUCAUGGGCAUCAGAAAUUUGUUGAUGAUAAUCAUGGUGGGAAUGGUGGUGGUGGUGGUAGUGGUAGUGGUGGGGGUGGUGAGGCAAAGGGCGAUUCGAAGAGAGUGGAGGAAGAGGUUGUUGGGGUAAGUGAGGGUGAUGGCGGUUUGUAUAGAGAGAGGCCUAGCGCAUCGUCGCCUGAGAGUACCCCAGUAGAGUAUGAGGUUCAUAUAGUGGAAAAGAAGGUGGUUGGUGAGGAGGGGAAGUCGGAUCAGCAAGGGAAAGGCGGUGGAAGGCCGGGUUUUAGGAGUGUUUUCGAGGUUGUGAGGGAAAUUCAGGUACAAUUUGAGAGGGCUGCCACUUCUGGGGGUGAGCUUGCUAAGGUGCUUGAAGUGGGUAAACUCCGUUAUCAACGAAAGAAUGCUGCUUACCAAGUUUCUACAAAGAUGUUGAAUGUAAUUACUCCAUCAUUACCUUCAUCGUCGAAAGACGAGGCUUCUUUAGUGGUUGAUGAAGAUGUGCAAUUGCGAUCAGUUAAUCUUUCAGCUACCUUGCAAAAGUUGUAUCUUUGGGAGAAGAAACUCUUUGACGAAGUAAAGGCUGAAGAAAAAAUGAGGGUUUCGCAUGAUAGAAAAGUGGAUAAAUUAAAGCAUUUGGUUGAAAAAGGUGCCGAACCCACCAAGAUUGAUUCAACAAGAAGCGUGGUGAGGAGUCUAUCCACAAAGAUAAGAAUUGCAAUUCAAAUUGUUGACAAGAUAUCAGCAAAAAUAAAUAAGCUCAGAGAUGAAGAGUUGUGGCCACAGUUGAAAGAGUUACUCCUAGGUCUGAGUAGGAUGUGGAAAGCUAUGCUGGAGUGCCAUCACAGUCAGUGUGAGGCAAUUGAUGGGGCAAGGGGUCUAGAUGCAAUUGCAUUUCCUAGCAAUCCGAGUGAUACACAUCUGGAAGCCUCGUUACAGCUUGAACACGAUCUUCUAAAUUGGACAUGCCGGUUCACAGAAUGGAUAGGUGCUCAAAAGGGUUAUGUAAGAGCCUUGAAUCGUUGGCUUCUGAAAUGUAUUUUAUAUGAACCGGAAGAAACAGCGGAUGGGAUAGCUCCUUUCUCACCUGGGAGGGCAGGGGCACCUCCAAUCUUUGUUAUAUGCAACCAAUGGGAUCAAUCAUUGGAAAGAAUAGCAGAGACUUCUGAGAAGGAAUUGGUUGAUUCUUUACGCGUGUUUUCAAUGAUGGUUUUGCACUUGAGAGAACAAGAUAAGGGAGAAUUACGGCAGAGGAUGACUGCAAAUAGAGAUAUGGAAAGGAAAGUGAAGAACUUGGAGAGAGAAGAUAUAAAAAUGCAGAAGAAGAUGGUAUUAGUUACAGCUUCUGGGGACUCUGAUGGUGUGUCCUCGUUAUCUGGGAAUGUAGUUUACCAGAGUGACACAAGCAGCAAGGCUAGUUUACAGGCUGGUCUAAGGCAUGUAUUUGAAGCUUUGGAUAGAUUUACAACAGACUCAGUGAAAGCUUAUGAGGAACUCCUUGAACGCAGUGAAGAGGUGUUACGGGAACAUGGAGGAAAUGUUUCAUAAGCCUAGCCUUUGGCAGGUAAAUCCAUAAUUACUUGAAUUUUGUACCAAUAGGACCUUUAGAUGUAGGAUUUGCUGGGUUGGGGAGACGCAAGUCUUGUCUUUGUAAUUGCCCAUAAUUUAGAGAUGCUACCGUACCGUACCGUGUAUAGAAAAUGUUAGGGAUCACAUAAGAUCAGGUGUAACAGUUAUUUAGUUGUACAGAAUCUUGGACCUAUUUAUUACUCCACCCUACACCGAUAGGAAGUUCUGGUGAUUGAAAUUUGUUGUCUUUAAUUCCUCUAAUAAACCAAUCGAUUAUUAUAAUACAGAUUUUGAUGUUCAUUUUACUUAAA